GCGUCCCUGUUACAGCGUGCUUCCUCUUUGGGAUCCUUAUUGUUGUAAAUAAGAUCAAAUUUGAACAACAUUCAUUUGAAAAGUGUAAUUGCGGGUUAACAUAAUAUAAAAAAUAACACUGUGUUAGAGCAGCAAUUGACAUUGUCAAAUUGGCGCGAAUUCAAUUAAAAUGACGCUCUCAGUAUUGGCGUCGUUCGACGAUCUUCGACGAUGCAUGCAAGUGUUGACCGAUGGAACAGCCGAGGAGGAAUUCCUGCGCUUCUUGCGCCUCUUCGAACAAUAUCAUGAAAAAUGCAAUGGCUACGCCACACAAAAUGCGCGACUGCAAACCGAGCUAGACAAGUCACUGGCCAAAAUGGGUGAUCUGGAGGGCAAACUGUAUCAUGCCCGCCGCAUCAUCGACACAGAAAUCAAGGCGCGCCGUCAAGCGGAGCACGAACGCGAUGCCAUGGAGGGAAAAAUCAUGGCAGUUGCCGAUCUGCUGCGCCACGAGCGCAAUCUGAACAACGAGACUCGCGAUAAGCUGGCUUUUCUCCACACACUACCGUCAGGAUCGACGCGCAAGCGUAAAUCAUUGAAUACGUUGCACGAGGACAAAUCGUAUGGCGACAUUAAUUCUACGGGCUCGCUACUAUCAGAUCUAUCUAUAACACAUUCUGAGGAUGAUUUCCUCGAUGUGCGACGCUCGAAGUCAUGGCGUGAGCAUCGCCCAUCCUUACCCAAGAAUCCAGUGCCUUGUGUGGGCAAUAAGCGUUCCCGUCUGAGCACAGGACUGAACAGCAGCAAUGUUGGCACUCCAACAGUCGCAAACACGCCGACAACGACGACAUCAGCUUCACGUCGUUCAAUUGGCGUUGAUCAGCACACCUUGGAUGUGGGUCAGGGCGCAGAGCGCUUUUGUGCCACCACCAAGGUGACAAUACCACAGGAUGGUCAGGGUGUUAUACGAGCAGAGUCCACAAUUGAAGCGCUGCCCCUUAAAUUGGCUCAUGGCGAAGUACAGACUUCGUCGACGCCGCGUCGUUCAGGCUUCAAGGAGGCAACGGCUCCCCCAUUGACUCCACUUAAUGCCAUGGCCAGCGCAUCGCCGGCACAUCAGAAUCGUCCAAUGAUGCGCAAGCACAGUUUCAGCCAAAAGACCUUUUUGCGUGGCGACAAUUGUGUGCAGUGCCAGAAGCGUAUUCGCUUUGGCGCUGUGGGAUUGCGUUGUCGGGAUUGUCCGGUGCGCUGUCACAUCGACUGUCGCCAGCUGCUCACGGUCAGCUGUGUGCCGCAGUCGGGCACGCCCACAACCAAGACAGUGAUGGGAUACAUAGCCGAUUUUGCACCCGCAAUUACGCCCAUGGUACCGGCGCUGAUUGUGCACUGCGUCAAUGAGAUUGAGGCCCGUGGUCUGAACGAGGUAGGACUCUAUCGCAUGUCGUCGUCGGAACGCGAGUACAAAGCACUUAAGGAGCAGUUCUUGCGCGGCAAGGCGACGCCACAUUUGGGCAACACAGACAUCUAUGUGCUGUGCUGUUGUGUAAAGGAUUUCUUGCGUACUCUUCGUGAACCACUUAUACCUACUAACCAGUGGAAGGACUUUGCAAAUGCUGUACAGAAUCCAGACAACAAGCAGGCGGAACAAUUGCUCUACAAGGCUGUCGGCCAACUGCCGUGUGCAAAUCGCGACACAUUGGCAUUCCUCAUAUUGCACUUUCAACGCAUUGCCAACUGUCCGGUGGUUAUGAUGCCGCUGGAGAAUAUGUCAUUGAUUUUUGGUCCCACAAUUGUUGGCUAUUCGUCGCCGGAUCCCGAUCAGCAUGCACUAUAUACCGAAGUGUUUACCCAGAAUCAAGUAAUGAAGGCAUUGCUCGAUUUGCCCGGCACUUUUUGGCAACAGUUUCUGGCUCUGGAGCCAUCGGCAGAGGAGGCGCCACCAAGCACCGCUGUCAAGCGUGUGCCUAGCAACAAUAGAGAUAUGUUUUCGCUAUAUGCUACCCCACUGAAAGGCACCAUGAAGAAACGCAAGUUUUAUGCAACACCACCAAUGUCUGCGCAUAAGAAGUAGAAAAGAGCUGCAUCCGUCCACAUCUCCAUUUGGUUUGGUUGGUUGAACGACAGUAUUUAUGCAUCGCUGGCGUGCUUACUUAAAUGUGUAUCAAUUAUUUCAUUUUUUUCUUUUGUUGCUUCAGUUAAAAUUACGUUAACUUUCAAGAGCAUUUUGUACUGAAAUGUAAUUAUUAUCCGCAAGUCAAACUAUUGUUUAUGCUUAAGCUAGACGUUCGAAAAUAUCACUGAUUUAAUCUUCUAUCUGUUUCUAACAAACAGUCUCACAAUUACUUACCAUCAUGAUACUGAAUUUGUACAUCCUGAUUAAUAUUUGUAUAAUAAACCACUGAACAAAUGCAAAAAUGUAUU
Messenger RNA from Drosophila albomicans, 2400 nucleotides. It is a transcript of the gene tum, whose product is annotated as rac GTPase-activating protein 1. Gene Ontology annotation, biological process: signal transduction. The transcript is spliced from 4 exons. The record is from RefSeq and is a predicted model, not a curated record. The coding region runs from base 170 to 2050 and encodes 626 amino acids. Lineage: Eukaryota; Metazoa; Arthropoda; Insecta; Diptera; Drosophilidae.